Molecule: messenger RNA, 1849 nt
Organism: Cannabis sativa
Lineage: Eukaryota; Viridiplantae; Streptophyta; Magnoliopsida; Rosales; Cannabaceae
Product: hydroxyproline O-arabinosyltransferase NOD3
Exons: 9
Coding region: 421-1521 (366 amino acids)
Molecular function (GO): glycosyltransferase activity
Source: RefSeq, a predicted model, not a curated record
GUUUGGUUAGAACUGUAUUACAUUAUGGUUUGCUCUCUCUGUUUUCGUGCUGGGUUUCAUGGUUGAACCCCAUUCAGAUUUUCUGAUAAACAUUCCAGAUCUGAUUUGCCUGUGGUUGUUUUGCCAUUUACGCUUAUGGAGGGAACUGUAUUGACUCUUUGGAAUGGGACUAUUUGCAUGCACAAGUAUGAUGAAAAUAUAUAUGACUUGUUAAGGUUUGUGUAUAUGUAAUGCAGAGUUGUGCUUGGUUUUCCUGGCUUGUGAGUCAGUUAAAGAUUUGAAAGACUAAGAGGCAAUGUGAGAAGCUUCUUUUGAAUUUGUUUAUGGAUUGGUACUGAAGAAUUGUUGUGGAUAUUAGAAUUGGUUUGAAUUGUUUUGUUGAGGAUUUGCGUAUGGUACUCACUUACUGAGGCAUAAAAAAUGAUUGGAAGGAAAAACAUGGGUCGGCCAUCCCCAGUGCUUCUUGUUCUUUUGGUGCUUGGAUUUUUCUUCGCUACAUACAAUCUAUUAACCAUCGUAAUGCACCACAAAGCCUCUAGCUCAGAGAAUUUGAGUGCUGAUGGAUUGAAAUUGUUAGAACCCGUAAGACUAAUGCCUGAAGAAACGAAGACAGAUGAGAUUUCAAAAUCAAAGUAUCAUGUCGCCCUUACAGCAACUGAUGCUCCUUACAGCCAGUGGCAGUGUCGAAUUAUGUAUUACUGGUAUAAAGUGAUGAAAGAUAAGCCUGGAUCAGAUAUGGGAAAGUUUACCCGAGUCUUGCAUUCAGGUACCCCUGACAAUUUGAUGGAGGAGAUUCCUUCAUUCGUUGUUGAUCCUCUUCCACAGGGCUUGGAUAGGGGUUAUAUUGUCUUGAACAGACCAUGGGCUUUUGUCCAAUGGCUGGAGAAAGCAACAAUAGAGGAAGAGUACAUUUUAAUGGCGGAACCUGAUCAUAUAUUUGCAAAUCCUUUACCCAACUUAGCAAAAGGAAAUCAUCCAGCAGCAUAUCCAUUUUUCUAUAUUAAGCCCGCUGAAAAUGAAAAAAUAAUUAGAAAAUUCUAUCCAGAGGAGAAUGGUCCAGUGAACAAUGUUGAUCCCAUUGGAAAUUCUCCUGUAAUCAUUAAAAAGUCCAUUCUGGAGGAAAUUGCUCCCACGUGGGUGAAUGUUUCCUUGAGAAUGAAAGAUGACCCGGAGACUGAUAAGGCUUUUGGAUGGGUGCUUGAAAUGUAUGCAUAUGCUGUAGCAUCUGCUUUACAUGGGGUGCGGCAUAUUCUUCGCAAAGACUUCAUGUUGCAGCCUCCGUGGGAUUUGGAAGUUGGUAAGAGAUUUAUUAUCCAUUAUACCUAUGGAUGUGACUACAACUUAAAGGGAGAGCUGACUUAUGGGAAAAUUGGAGAAUGGCGUUUUGAUAAGAGAUCUUAUCUAAGUGGUCCUCCACCAAAAAACCUUUCAUUACCUCCUCCAGGAGUUCCUGAAAGUGUGGUAAGACUUGUGACAAUGGUGAAUGAGGCUACUGCAAACAUUCCUGGGUGGGAAACUUAAGUCAAUGUGAAUAACAAUUGCAUGAAACAGAAGAUGAUACAUAUACAGAUGGAUCUUUGGUUAUUGACAGUAAAAGUAAAGAAGUAAAAACACAACUGAAGGCUGCAAUUCUUUUGUAAACACUAGAUUUUUUUUUUUUUGGGUGGGGUGGUGUUAAACAUUUACGACGGGGAGUUUACAGAGUUUUUAAACUACACUGGCCUCAUUUCAGAUAUCAAGAGGUUCAUUCUUGGAUACAUGUAAUAUGGAAGUGAUCGCAUUAGUUCGUUAUAGAGCUUAUAUGAUUCAAAGAAAAUAAUAAUAAUUAAAAAAAUUACUUUUAGAAUCC